AUGAUGACCGAGAUGAGAGAUCAAAUGGACGGUGUAAAUAUGGACAAUCAAGCACUGAGGGAAAAACUGGCCGAGAGAGAAAGGGAGCUGAGGGAACUUAGGAAGACAGUAAAAGACAACAAACAAAUGGCCAUGGAAGCAAACUGUCGUUCAAAUAGGAAUGGACAAUAUUCCAGAAAAAACAAUAUAAAACUAUAUGGAGUGAGCGAAUCCCACGACGAAAAAGUGAAAGAAAAAGUGAUUAAAACGCUGAGAGAGGCCGCAAAUGUUGAACUACAGGAGAGUGAAAUCAUCGCCACCCAAGAAUCCCAGGAAAAGCGGGAGGAGCAAGACCAAUAA
Molecule: messenger RNA, 339 nt
Organism: Lingula anatina
Lineage: Eukaryota; Metazoa; Brachiopoda; Lingulata; Lingulida; Lingulidae
Product: tropomyosin-2-like
Source: RefSeq, a predicted model, not a curated record